Molecule: messenger RNA, 2443 nt
Organism: Dinoponera quadriceps
Lineage: Eukaryota; Metazoa; Arthropoda; Insecta; Hymenoptera; Formicidae
Exons: 2
Coding region: 498-2282 (594 amino acids)
Cellular component (GO): nucleus
Molecular function (GO): DNA binding
Source: RefSeq, a predicted model, not a curated record
AGCAAUAUUGUAUAAAUAUAGAGAAAAGGCACCAAAACCGAUAUAAGUAAGACAAACCGACAUACCUAUGUCUCUCGGCCGUAAAGUACUGAACUCGAUCAGACAGAAUAUGAACUUCGUCUACUGCGUACAGUAGGCAGAACUGUAUUGAAGUGUGUACAGUUUCUGUUUGUAAGCGUGUUCGAUUGUGUUAUUAGCGUCGUUUGAUUUUUCGUUGCACUGAAGUUUUUGUUGAGCUAUGUUGUGAAAAUUUAAAGUAACGAAUCAGCGGUAAGUAAUUUAUUUGACAAUGUUAUUUUAUAGUAUAUGAGUUUUGAACCUUUUUUUAAUUAUUUUUAAUCUUAUACCAAUCUUUCUAUCCCCUGUCACUGAACCACGCAAGGAAAGUUAGGCUUUGUCCCGUAAACCAAUAUACCUCAACUUUGCUAUGAAAUAUCAUUUCACAGAAUACAGUUGACCGGUAACUUAUCUUUCCCUGUUUUUCUUGUUUGUCCAACAUGGUCGCAAAGAAGAAAUUAGAGGAUUCCUUUCUACAUAAUAAAAGAAGAGUAAAAAUCCGUCAGUGGGACUCAAGUAAUAUGGCUAAGGCUAUAGCAGCUGUUCGAAAGCAUGAAAUGGGGUGGUUAAAGGCAUCUAAAACUUUCCAAGUGCCUCAGAAAACUUUAAGAAGACUAGCCGAUGAGAAAUAUGGUACCCCAGAAGAAGCAGCUACCUGUAAACUUGGAAGACCACCUGUCUUCAGUCCAGAAUUAGAAAAGGAGCUUCUUCGCUACUGUCUGACCAUGGAAACUACUUUUCAUGGUCUAACAAGAAAGAACCUACGCAGACUGGCCUUGCAGCUUGCUAUUAAGAACAACAUUAAGCAUCCAUUCAAUGAUAUUAUGGCUGGGAAAUCUUGGCUUCGCUCAUUUCUUAAAAGACAUCCAGAGUUAUGCGGACAAACAAUUUCGUACAGCAAACCUAUAGAAACGUCUUUUGCAAAGAAAGAAGGUUUCACUAAGAACAUUGUUGAUAAUUUUUUCAAUUUGUUAGAUGCAACAUUCAAUGAAUAUAAUUACCCUCCCGAUCGUAUUUAUAGUGUAGAUGAAAUAGGCUUGAGGAUUAUCCAAAGCAAAGUCCCGCAAGUUAUCGGAAUAAAAGGCAAGCGACAGAUUGAUGUUGUUUCGUCAGCGGAAAGAAGAUCAUUGACAACAAUUAUUUGCUCAAUGAAUGCUACUGGACAUUUUGUACCGCCUAUGGUAAUUUUUCCCGGGAAAACCAUGUCACAUCUGUUAAUGAGAGGUGCCCCUGCUGGCUCAAUUGGUGUUGCCCAUCCGUCAGGGUGGGUACAAACUAAUUUAUUCACACAAUGGUUUGAACAUUUUAUUAGUAAGACAAAACCUACAAAAGAAGAUCCUGUUCUGCUCUUGCUAGAUGGCCAUUUCAAUCAUACGAAAAACUUAAAAUUGAUUGAUCUGGCCAGGGAAAAUUUCAUAAAAAUCAUUUCAUUUCCGCCAUACACAACGCACAUGCUACAACCGCUGGAAAAAACCUUCAUGGAGGCGUUGAAGACUUAUUAUUCGGAGGAAAUAGGAUUGUGGAUGCAUUCAGCAGGAAAGCCAGCGACCGGAUUGUAUCCACUCAAUCGUGGAGUAUUUUCAGAUUGUGAUUUUAUAGCUGCCCAAGCAGAUGCUGGUGUUCAAGAUGUCAGUAGCAUUUCUGAUAACGUAUCUCUUCCAGCUACUCCUCUUAUUGGAAUAGCUUCCCUCGUUCCAGUUCCUUCGGUUGAACCACAAUCGACUACUGCAAUACCCUCAGUUGGAUUACAGCUCUCUACAUCAGGUGGCACUAAUGCAUUUGACAUAGCUUCAGUUCUUGAGAAGAGAAGAAAGAUUUCAACUGGUAGAACUGCUGAAUCCAAUAUAAUAACCACGUUGUCAUACAAGGCGGAAUUAAUUGCUACAACGGAGAAGAAGGAAGAGAGAGAAGGCAGAAGAGGUCGAGGCAUUAAGUAUGAACUGAAACAACCAGCAGGCUCAAAGGGACAAUCAAAUAAAGUAAAAGCAAGGCCAGUGAAGAAGCUAAAUUCUGAAAAAACAGAUGAUGAUUCUUCAUCAGUUGAAGAUUUAGUUUCAAGUUUAUCAGCGAGCGAUGAUGCGGCAUGCAUUUUUUGCGACCAAUUUCAUUCUCAAGACAAUAAAAGAUUGGAGAAAUGGGUUCAAUGUCUAUCUUGUGAGGAGUGGGCACACACCGAAUGUGCCGGUGCAGAUAGAGAUAUUUAUAUUUGUUAUUAUUGCCAGUAGAUCGUUAUAAUCAAAAUAUAGUUUCAAUAAUUUUAAUACGAUUUUAUGUAAUUUUUCAAAGUAACUCCUUGAAUGAAUUACUUUUUUGCGUUAUUUUCUCAAAUGACUAGUUAUGGUUAAAUGCAUCGUUAAAUUUCUAAAAUUUUUAAAAAUAUGUAAGA